AACAAAAAAGAUUUGACUUUAGCAGUAACUACUAAAAGUGGAUUAUAAUUGAAUCAUUACGAUCGCCUCAUUAACGGAUAUAUACUUCAGCAGAUCUUCAACAAUAACAACACAACAAUGCACCUACGUCUCUUACUCCUAGUCUUUGCAACGUACCUGACAUGUAGUUCGGUUGCAGCUGCUGCUGCGGAUGUUGCAACUACUGAAGCACCCAAAGGCUUUUCAGCACGUUCAAUUGACGCAAAUGAAGAAGAAGAUGAUUUUGAAACACAAGCACAGACUCAUCUAGGCUAUAGACAACAGCAACGUCCUGUUUAUGACUACAGUCAAUCAGAAGAAGAUCAAGAGGAAGCACCACGACAAGUUUAUCAAAGCAGAAAUAAUAAACAACAAACCAAUUUUCUAAGACCUGGUAAAAAACAAUCAAGCGAGGAGGAAACUGAAGAAGAGGAAGAAGAACCAGACAGACUUUCAACAUUAUUGGCUAAAUCAAGUUUCAAUUGUAAUACCAAAACUACAGGUUACUAUGCGGAUGAAUCAUUAAAUUGUGAAGUAUUCCAUUAUUGCCAAGAUAAUCAACGUCACUCAUGGAUCUGUCCAGAAGGUUUCACCUUCCAUCAGAUACACCUCAUCUGCAUGCCACCGUCUAAUGAAAAUAUUUGCCAGCAAUCAUCAAAAUACCAUAUAGUCAAUGAUUAUCUUUAUAAACCAAUUAAUUUACAAGAACACCAAUCAAAACCAAACGUUACGUUGCGUUACUCUGAACGUUAUUACCCUGAAAAUUAUUAUGAAAACGAUCGUUACGUUGAUGAUGAUGAAGCACCAAGACAACGUGUAAAUCACCAACGUCAACCUGUUCAAGUUGGUUUCCAACAACAGCAGCAAAUACAACCGGUAUACCAACAGACACGUCCAACACCACAGCCUGUGCAACAAGUGCGACAUCAACCUGCACCACAACAAACCACUGUCUACCGUAAACCAAUACCUACCACCACCAUACAACCACUUCUUCAUCAACAAAUUCAACCACAAAUCCAACAAUUGCGUCCACAGACCGUGGCACCAGCAGCAACGCCUACGCCGUACAGAUUCUUUACAGCCACACCACAAUUACAACACUUCCAACAGCAACAACAACAAGUCUAUCGUACUCCCGAGGAAAUUAACAUUUCACUACAACAACGUCGACCACAAGUUUUUGUUGCCACCUCCACCCCACGUUAUUAUGAAGAUGAAUAUUUGUACGAGCGAAGGAAGUAAACGAACUGACUGACAAUAGCGUACAAAAGUCACCGCUGACACGCUUUGUUGUAGUCUCUCAGUGAUUUUUAUAGCCCAACUACAACAGUCUACACUGUGAAAUUUAUUAUAUUUUAUUUCUAUUUAAAAUUUAUCAUUCCAUUAGUUUUAAGUUUUAUUUUUAUGACAAGCCGCAAACUAUAACGAGUACAUAACGCAUUAAAUAGUCCCAAAUUCAAAUUUAUAUUUUAACUUGUCUUAAGUUUAAUUUCGACAUGUACGAGUAUACUUCUUAUAUGUUUCCAAUUUACUAUCAUGUAUGUAUAUAAAUAUGUACAAUAAUGUAUAGAAUUAUUAUGUAUUUUUAAUAAAACGAAAAACUCACUACGUCAAA
Messenger RNA from Teleopsis dalmanni, 1636 nucleotides. Its product is annotated as transcription factor SPT20 homolog. The record is from RefSeq and is a predicted model, not a curated record. The transcript is spliced from 4 exons. Lineage: Eukaryota; Metazoa; Arthropoda; Insecta; Diptera; Diopsidae. Gene Ontology annotation, molecular function: chitin binding. Gene Ontology annotation, cellular component: extracellular region. The coding region runs from base 118 to 1263 and encodes 381 amino acids.